AUACCUUUUGUUACACAUGAUAUAAAUAAUUCACAUCAGUAGUAAUUAGAUUUAGAUAAUAUUCAAUACGUAGUUAUAACUAACAUUAUUUUUAUAAAGUAAAAAAGCAAAGUAUGUUAUAUCUAAUAUUAAUUUACUUAAUUCAUUGGAUUGUUGUUUCAUUGUUUGUGAAUAUAAUGAUUCAACAACGGUAACCAUAGAAACUGGCAGAGACACGAAUGUAAUUUAAAAAGAAGACACAAUAUUUGAACCAAUAAUAAUAUUAUUAUAGUUCAAUUAAUAUAAUAUGUAUAUGUGCGUAAAUAGUUAAAGCCUUUAUUAUAAAUAUGGAAUCAUACUUGGACGAAGUAAACAACAACAGAAAUAUGGGUAUAACAACACUAUUGGAAGAUACAGUCAAAAACCGGAAUUUGGAUCAAAUCACUUCACUUAAAUUACAAGCUCCUAUGUCUGUAAACCGUUUGUGUAUGUUGGGUACUUAUGUACCUAAUUUGGUAGAGCUUGAUUUAACAGACAGUUUUCUACCAUCAUUCAGAGAUUUUGCAUUUAAACUUGAUAAUUUGAAAGUUCUAAAAGUAGCCUCCUGUCACCUAAAGUCAUUGGAUGGAGUUUGGAACAUUCCAAACUUGGAAGAAUUAUUUGCCUCUGACAAUGAUAUUAAUGAUCUAAUGCUAUGCUCUACAUUGGUUAAACUUAUCACUCUAGAUUUAUCUAGAAAUAAAAUCAUGGAUUUGACAAGGUUACACUUUUUAAACUUUUGCGAACAAUUACAAAGUUUAUCUUUGUCGGGAUGUCCAGUGGCUAAAGUUGAAAAUUUUGAGAAAAAUGUCCGCAAUAUUUUACCAAACUUGAAUCAUUUUAAUGGAAAUCAAACUUUGGAAAUCGAGCAAGUUAAACCAAAGUUGACCAUUGAAUCAAUAGUUUGUGGCAAUAUAACUACUGCAUUACGAAGCAGAAAAACUAUCUACAGUGGAAAUAAGGAAGUGCAGAUUGGAGAUAGAAAUAAAGUAUUGAAUGAUGAAAAGAAGUAAAUACAUUAUAUAGUGUACAAAACAACUUCAAACUAUAUAACUAGUUUAACAAUAUAGUAUUUCAUUAAUAACAAUAGCAAUUACAUUUAAAAAGAGCAC
Molecule: messenger RNA, 1130 nt
Organism: Aphis gossypii (cotton aphid)
Lineage: Eukaryota; Metazoa; Arthropoda; Insecta; Hemiptera; Aphididae
Exons: 6
Coding region: 327-1031 (234 amino acids)
Molecular function (GO): protein binding
Source: RefSeq, a predicted model, not a curated record